This is a messenger RNA of Dioscorea cayenensis subsp. rotundata (Guinea yam), 909 nucleotides long. RefSeq lists its product as uncharacterized. The transcript has a single exon. The record is from RefSeq and is a predicted model, not a curated record. Lineage: Eukaryota; Viridiplantae; Streptophyta; Magnoliopsida; Dioscoreales; Dioscoreaceae. The coding region runs from base 18 to 650 and encodes 210 amino acids.
GGUGCUGGAAAUUCAUCAUGGCUCAAGAGCACCAUCCAAAGACCCUCCAAACUUUUAAUGACAUUGCAGCAGUGAAACCACCAUGCCCAAGCUCCUCCUCCUUCAAGAUCAAAACCAUAGUGCAAGCCUACGUUCUUCGGCAUGUAAGCCAUGUGGUCCAAGCUCUAAGCAAUGCAACAUCCAUGGUCAUGGAGCUCCUCAAAAGGAAAAGCACCACCACCAUCACCAACUAUAGCAUCAGGCUAAGGAAAAAGAAUAAGAAGAAGAAGCAACUCUUCAGCUCAUUUAGAAUGCACUACAACUGGUGUUCAUCUUAUGUGACACCCAUGCCUCAACCCUUUGAAGCCUCCUUUGACAUGAAUCAUGCUGCCUACUAUGACUCUACAUGGAACUCAGUUAUCAUCACUGAUCCGGAUGCCAAUCAAGCUGACAUCAUGGAUCAGCAUCAGCAGCAGCAGCAGCAACUUUCUGGCUACCUUAACUGGCUUGAGGAAAAGAGCUGUGAGCCUUUAGAUCAAGCCGAAGACGAUGCUGCAAGUGAGAUCGACCGGCUGGCUGAGACAUUCAUUGCUAGAUGCCAUGAAAAGUUCAGGUUGGAGAAGCAGGAGUCUUACAGAAGGUAUCAAGAGAUGCUUGACAGAAGUGUGUGAGUAGCCAGUCUACUUUAAUUAGUAAUUAUUUGUGUGAGGGAAUUGUUAGCUUUUUACUAAUUAAGAGUGGUGCACCAAUGUGUUGUACUUCUUAUUUCUUCUUGUUUCUUCAUCCCUGGCCUCUUCUUUUCCUAGCUACUUAUUUCAUGAUGUUGAGUGCUAUUGAUGUUGAUUGUUGGAUAACCUGAUUACUGAUCUGUCUCAUCAAGUGAUCAUGAUCCAAAUUAAUUCCAGCACUGCCUAAAUUAAACUUCAUCGA